GACUAACAAUUAAUGUACGCGUAGAACUUUUUGUUUUGAGACUCUUUCACCAAAGUGAAGUCAUGUCGGACUCCUUCGCUGACAACGACGUCAGCCAUGAAGAAAGUCAGGAGGAUGACAUGACCCCGGCCCAAUUGAUCGCUAAGCUGGAGGACGCUUGGCUCAAUGAGAAGUUCUCACCAGAGCUGCUCGCAAACCAGUCCGAGGUGGUGGAGUGUGUCAUGGAGCAGCUCACUCACAUGGAAGAGAAUCUGCUGAGGGUGAAGAAAGGCGACGCCAAAGCCAGCAUCCAUCGCAUGGAGAUCGACCGCAUCCGCUUUGUGCUGUGCAGCUAUUUACGCUCCCGUCUGCAGAAGAUUGAAAAGUUCUUCCCUCAUGUACUUGAAAAAGAGAAGUCUCGCAGCGACGGAGAACCAUCGCUGCUUUCGCCUGAGGAGUUUGCCUUUGCCAAAGAAUAUGCUGCAAAUACAGAAAGCCACAUGAAGUCAGUGGCACUAACCCACAUGCCCCCCGUCUUGCAGACUCUGGACAUGCUUAAAGCAGUACCUGCACCCUGCAUGGACUCUUUUGUGUUCCUGCGGGUAAGGGAGAGACAAGAGAAUAUCUUAGUGGAGCCCGAAACAGACGAUCAAAGAGAGUACGCAGUGGAUCUUGAAGAGGGCUCUCAGCAUCUCAUGCGCUAUCGAACCAUCGCGCCACUGAUUUCAAGUGGAGCUGCACAGUUGAUUUAAGUGCUAAGGUGUGUCAGGUCCAUGGCGCCAUGGCCUCUAUGAGGCAAAAUAUGGACUAUUAAAUCUUCCUAGACACAAGCAAUGCAAAUGUCUUUAUAGCAAACCCUAUAAUUGCAGGUUUAUCUAAUCUUAAUCAUCCUAAUGAGGAGGUUGAUUAGAUUGUUUUUGCGCUGCACUGAAAUAAUUCAAAGGUGACAUGCAACAAUUCUCUAGUCAUUGUAGUCUUGUGGUUACUAGCGCACAUUACAGUAAGAGAAAACAGUUUGUUUACACUGCAGGCUUUAAAUUAUAUAAUCAAUUGCUGGUGGGGCUGAAGCUAUCGAUUACUUUAUUAAUUCAAUCAUUUAUUGAUUAGUUUGUCCGAUAAGUUGAGUAAUCGGAUAAAACACUUCAUAGUCUGAAUGUGGAUUUUAGAGAAACAUUUUUUUAAAAAUAAACAACACUUUUCUAACAUGUUUUUAAGUCAUCAACAUUGAAAUUGCACUUUGUGCAAAAAAAAACUAUCCGCUGAUCACCGCACCCACACACCAUCACUCUAAGGUGCACUUUGAUGCAGUGGCCACACAGAAACAAUGUUUGUGUAUUUAAAGUUCCGGGCCCUCAAUGUGGUGCGGAUGUCAUCAUUUUAUAUUAGUUACACUAAUUAAAUAAUUAUUCCAACCAACACAAUAUAAAUUUAAGCUUUUUUCUCAUCAAAUUGUUGCAACUUGCAGCAAAAAAAAUGCUUGAACACAUGCAACAAACAUGGUGCACUAUAUAUUUUGCCAUAAUGAUGAAAAGGUUGUAAAAGGAGGAUUGGGGCAUAAUAAGUAGAAGUAAUGGAGUGUCUGCAAUAGUUUUCGUAACAAAUCCUAUUAAAUUCCAAUGUUAUUAGGCCCUAUCUUUUCUGAUCUGCAGCGUCUCUGACUUAAUGUGUGUUUCAUGUCCGCCCUUCAAACUGUGUUGUCUU
Entelurus aequoreus (snake pipefish) is the source of this 1680-nucleotide messenger RNA. It is a transcript of the gene gins4, whose product is annotated as GINS complex subunit 4 (Sld5 homolog). The transcript is spliced from 8 exons. Gene Ontology annotation, biological process: DNA-templated DNA replication; double-strand break repair via break-induced replication. The coding region runs from base 63 to 731 and encodes 222 amino acids. The record is from RefSeq and is a predicted model, not a curated record. Lineage: Eukaryota; Metazoa; Chordata; Actinopteri; Syngnathiformes; Syngnathidae. Gene Ontology annotation, cellular component: GINS complex.